Molecule: messenger RNA, 1234 nt
Organism: Carassius carassius (crucian carp)
Lineage: Eukaryota; Metazoa; Chordata; Actinopteri; Cypriniformes; Cyprinidae
Product: AP-2 complex subunit sigma
Exons: 5
Coding region: 156-584 (142 amino acids)
Biological process (GO): intracellular protein transport; clathrin-dependent endocytosis
Cellular component (GO): membrane coat; intracellular membrane-bounded organelle; AP-2 adaptor complex
Molecular function (GO): clathrin-cargo adaptor activity
Source: RefSeq, a predicted model, not a curated record
CUAGCACCAACGGCCUCGGCUCGCAUCCUGUCCGGUGAAGAUAGCGGGCGGUUACAGAACCUAACCCAGUCUGAGGCUGCUGUAUUUCGUAAUUAAAUCCAUUAAACAUUGAUUUAAAUAAUUCAGGCCACCGUGAACGAUAAAUACCAAGCAUAAUGAUCCGCUUCAUCCUGAUCCAAAACCGGGCCGGGAAGACCCGGCUGGCCAAGUGGUACAUGCAGUUUGAUGAUGAUGAGAAGCAGAAGCUGAUUGAAGAGGUUCAUGCCGUAGUGACAGUCCGUGAUGCCAAACACACCAACUUUGUAGAGUUCAGAAACUUCAAGAUCAUUUACAGGCGGUACGCGGGCCUGUACUUCUGCAUCUGUGUGGAUGUGACGGACAAUAACCUGGCUUACCUGGAAGCUAUUCACAACUUUGUUGAGGUUUUGAAUGAGUAUUUCCACAAUGUGUGUGAAUUAGAUCUGGUCUUCAAUUUCUACAAGGUGUACACAGUGGUGGACGAGAUGUUUCUGGCAGGAGAGAUCAGAGAGACCAGCCAGACGAAGGUGCUCAAGCAGCUCCUCAUGCUGCAGUCUUUAGAGUAACGAGCCUGUCAAUCAAUCAACCACCAUUACUGCAGGCUCCGCCCACCCCUGCUGCAGCCAAGCCAUAUUAUUUGUCUUGCUGAAAUACAUCCGCCAACAUUUCACCUUCUCUUUAAAAUCCACGUCCACGAUGAAGGACGUUGCCAUUCUUUUCACAUCCGCAAGUUUAUAACAUUUUACACAUUUCACAUUUAUAAAACCUCCCUGGUUAUUGACCUAAUUAUUCUUUGGCAUUGCCAGAGUUGAAUACUUCAGCAAUUUUACAGCACAGUAGACUUCAGUGUCUCCAAGCCCAUUCAUUAACACUAACACAGAUCACAGCGUCACACCGGCCAAAAUCUGCCAUCGGUCCUCUAAACCCAAAUCCAUGGGCUGCACCAACAUAUAAAACUUGAUUUUAUCAAAUAAAUCAAAUAAAUAAUGAAAUAUUCAAAUCAAAUGGUAAGAAUCUGUGAAGGUUGUUUUUUGUAUCGUGUACAUAUAGCUACGUUAUAUAUGCAUCUAUUUUAAAAUGUAAAUGUUAUGAACUAACCAGUCAUUCCAGGCAUCUAAAACACUCAGUUUCUGCUCGUUGUAAUUGCAUUGAAGACUGUUGUCUUGGUUUUAUGGAGAACUCGAGCCAGCGAUUAGCGAGCGCUUUAGAGAACAAG